Elaeis guineensis (African oil palm) is the source of this 787-nucleotide messenger RNA. Lineage: Eukaryota; Viridiplantae; Streptophyta; Magnoliopsida; Arecales; Arecaceae. The record is from RefSeq and is a predicted model, not a curated record.
CCUCCUGCUUUAAAAACAACCUCAGCCAACCUAAUCUCCCACCCUCCUUUAAAGCCUCUCCAAAAGCCACAUAAGCCCUUGACAAUUCGCACAGCCCUCAGACUUCCCCUCCUCUCCUGCAGAAAGCCAAAUGGGUAGGAAACUUGGCCUAACCUCUCUCUUCUAUAAGAUUAGAGACACAAAGCCUUCUCCUUCUUCCUUGUCCUCCUCUCCUGGUUCUUCAUGGGCUUGGCCUUCUUGCAAGCAACCAAGGACACUCUCCUUCAGGGCUGCGGGCGAUGGUGAUGGCAAUGCAGUGUACAAGACCGUCAGUUCAGCACACUUCGACUCGUCCGAGUCAUGCUUCACCAAUUUGUCAGCCAUGGAAUCUGAGAGCUUCUCAACCGCGUCCGAGGCCUCGGGCGGUGAAACAGUCGAGGCUGUCAUACGUGGGCUAAGGUCGGACCGGCUCUUCUUCAAGCCUGGCAGCACGAGCUCGAUACUGGAGGAGGCCGUCGUGGCUGAAGGUGUCCGGUUCGAAGGGGGCUUCGCCAUGGCAAUGGACUCGAAGGAUCCGUACUGGGAUUUUAAGGUGUCAAUGGAGGAGAUGGUGGCCGCCCAUGGGGUGAAGGACUGGGGGUGGCUUGAGGAGAUGCUUGGGUGGUACUUGAGGGUGAACGGGACGUGGACUCAUGGGUUCAUAGUUCGGGCAUUUGUAGAUUUGCUUGUAGGCCUUGCUUCUCCUUCUCCUUGUUCUUCUGUCACUUUUCAAGUAAAGGAACAAGAGGAAGGAAAUGGGUUGUGUUAA